AUGCGCUUAAGCUGGUGGUGGGCACGGUCUGUCGGCGCAGUCAGGGAGCGCAAGGAUGAGCUCGCCGCCGUGCCACAGCAUUGCUUCCAGAGCGUCGCCCUCGUCGUCGGCUCCACCGGCAUAGUAGGCACCUCCCUCGUCGACAUCCUCCCGCUGCCGGACACCCCCAGCGGGCCAUGGAAGGUAUACGCGCUCUCCCGCCGUCCACCCCCGCCCUGGUCCGUGCCGUCAUCCUCCUCGCUGACACACGUACACGUCUAUGUCACCGACUCCGCCGCCGUCGCCGAGGCCCUGACGCCGCUCACCGACAUCACCCACGUCUUCUACGUCGCCUGGUCCCCGCGCGCUACCGAGGCGGAGAACCGGGAGGCCAACUCCGCCAUGCUCAGCAACGUGCUCUCCGUCGUCGUCCCCAACUGCCCCGCCCUCGCCCACGUCUCCCUCCAGACGGGCACCAAGCACUACCUGGGACCCUUCGAGCUCAUCGGCAAGAUCCCCACCCCGGACCCGCCCUACACCGAGGAUGUGCCGCGCCGGGACUGCCCGAACUUCUACUACGACCAAGAGGACAUCCUCUUCGACGCGGUCUCCCGGCGCGGCGGCGCCGUGAGCUGGUCCGUGCACCGCCCCAACCUCAUCCUCGGCUUCUCCUCACGGAGCGUCUUCAACGUCGUCUGCAGCCUCUGCGUGUACGCCGCCAUCUGCCGCAAGGAGGCGGUCGCGCUGCGCUGGCCGGGGUGCCUCGGCUCUUGGGAGGGCUUCAGCAAUGCCUCCGACGCGGACCUCAUCUCCGAGCAGCACAUCUGGGCGGCCGUCGACCCCAUGGCCAAGAAUCAGGCGUUCAACUGCAACAACGGAGACCUCUACAACUGGAAGACGCUGUGGCCGAUGCUUGCCGCGCGUUUCGGGCUGGAGUGGUCCGGGUACGACGGGGAGGAGAAGCAGUUCAAGGUGUCGGAGGCCAUGGCCGGGAAGGAGGCGGUGUGGGCAGAGAUUGUCAAGGAGAACGAGCUCGUGGAGACACGCCUCCACGACGUUGCCGAUUGGUGGCUUAUCGACGUCGUGGUCUAUGAGCACGGCGCCAAUUGGAAGCUUUUGGACAGCAUGAACAAGAGCAAGGAGCACGGGUUCCUCGGCUUCCGCGACACGGUGAAGUUGUUUAACACGUGGAUCGACAAGAUGAAGGCCUACAAGAUUGUUCCUUGA
This is a messenger RNA of Miscanthus lutarioriparius, 1206 nucleotides long. Lineage: Eukaryota; Viridiplantae; Streptophyta; Magnoliopsida; Poales; Poaceae. The record is from the annotation of a GenBank genome assembly.